Molecule: messenger RNA, 969 nt
Organism: Camellia sinensis
Lineage: Eukaryota; Viridiplantae; Streptophyta; Magnoliopsida; Ericales; Theaceae
Source: RefSeq, a predicted model, not a curated record
AUGGGUCUGGAGAAAAUUCUGUCUCUUAGAAAAAAUAUCUUCCCUCUUAUCAAGUUUAAGAUUGUUAAUGGAGAGAAGGUGUUUUUGUGGUUUGAUAAUUGGCAUCCUUUGGGUUCUUUAUGGGAUAGGUUUGGGCAUAGGAUUAUGUAUGACACGGGUCUUCCUUUCAAUUCCAAAGUUAGUGCUGUCAUAUCUAAUAAUGAUUGGAAGUGGCCUAUUGACAAUUCUUGGGAGAUCAAGGAGUGGAUUUCUUCUACUCCUAUUGAGCUUAAACCUAGUAGGGAUAUCCAGGAUUGUCCUGUCUGGAACCUGACUGUGGAUGGGAAUUUUACCAUACAAUCUGCUUGGGAUUGUUGGAGGGACAAGGGUACUAUGGUGCCUUGGGCUAAUCUUGUUUGGGGGUCUCCAUCCAUUCCUAGGGUCAGUUUUGUGGUCUGGAUGGCUAUUCAUGAGAGAUUAAACACGGGGAAUAGGCUGCAUCUAUUCGGCCUUGUUCCUAAUCCUACUUGUCCCCUUUGCCAUGGUCCUGUGGAGAAUCACUCUCAUUUGUUUUUCAGGUGUGUUUAUUCCUCUAGGAUCUGGGGAGACAUUCAAGUCAAGUGUAACAUUAGCUGGCUCCAAUUCUCCUGGCUGGAGUAUGUGGUCUAUGCUACUAAAUCCACCAAAGGCAAAGAUUUGAAGUCUGCUCUUACGAAACUCUCCUUUCUUUGCACUGUCUACCAGAUCUGGAUAGAAAGGAAUAGGAGGAUUUUUAGCAAGGAGUUUAAACCUGAGAAAAUUGUGACUAAUCUUAUUGUCCAGAUGGUUAGAGGUAGGAUGCUUUCUAUGUAUAAUCUGGCUAACUCUGCAGGUGAUGCAUGGUAUUUGUCACAAUGGAAUUUACCUACAACAAUUAUGAAGCAGCCCCAGGACAACAAUGCUGGAAGCAUAUUGAGUGGGGAUAGUUUACCUAUAUUGAGGGUUGAGUGA